Messenger RNA from Lucilia sericata (common green bottle fly), 2488 nucleotides. Its product is annotated as beta-1,4-N-acetylgalactosaminyltransferase bre-4. The transcript is spliced from 5 exons. Gene Ontology annotation, molecular function: N-acetyl-beta-glucosaminyl-derivative 4-beta-N-acetylgalactosaminyltransferase activity. Lineage: Eukaryota; Metazoa; Arthropoda; Insecta; Diptera; Calliphoridae. The coding region runs from base 264 to 1439 and encodes 391 amino acids. The record is from RefSeq and is a predicted model, not a curated record. Gene Ontology annotation, biological process: glycosphingolipid biosynthetic process; carbohydrate metabolic process.
AGCUGAUCAUAUAUUUUGCCUAAAAAAUGUCAUCUCUGUCAUGAUGCUGUUAUAUUGAUUUGGUAAAAUUGCUAGAAGAAAGAAAAAAAAUACGAAAAAUAACUAGGUUGUUUUAAAUAAGAUAAAAAUUUAACAUCUAAAUGGGUACUUUUCAAUGUGGUGGUCGUCCAGCCGUAGCACCUGCAACUCAAUAUAUAAAUUUUACCUAAAAUCCUUUAACUAUUAAAUUUAGUUAGUGGUGGUUUAGGUGGUGGCACUGGAGGAUGUCGAGUAAAGUGUAUGUCGCAUUACGUUAUUUAUUUUGUGGUGUUUGUAUGCUGUUGGCUCUUAAUUUGUUAAUUGACUAUUUUGCUGAUAAAUCUAAUGUCUCAUCAUCAUUUACUAGAUUGGGGUUACGCAAAACCUACAAAUACAAUGGCACCGUACUAAACCAAACCAUAAUAAAUAAUAAAGAUAACAACAACCACAAUAAUUCCUUAUCAUCAGCCGCAACAUCAAACUCAGCUAAUGCUACAACACUAUAUUCUAAUGCUUCCAACAACAACAAUAUUAAUUAUCUAGAACACAGCAACGGCAGCUUUAGGAUCAAUACCAGCAAAGAAAUACAAAAUGCAACGGCUUUAUCAUUAUGCGAGGAUCCUGUUAUUGAAGAGAGUAGUCCCUUUGUACCUAAUAUUACUUUAGAAUCUCUAGAUGUUGUCGAUGCUCAAUUGGGUCCUCUAUUGGAACCAGGCGGUGCUUUCAAACCAAAAGACUGUAUAGCCCGGCAUCAUGUUGCUAUUGUGGUGCCUUUUCGCGAUCGUUACGCACAUCUUUCGAUCUUCCUGCGCAACAUACAUCCAUUUCUUAUGCAACAACAUAUUGCCUAUAGAAUUUUCAUAGUCGAACAAACGAAUGGCAAGCCUUUUAAUAGGGCAGCUCUGAUGAAUAUUGGCUUUUUGGAAGCUAUGAAACUUUAUAAAUGGGACUGUUUUAUAUUUCAUGAUGUCGAUCUGUUGCCGCUGGAUAAUCGCAAUUUAUAUAAUUGUCCACGUCAACCGCGACACAUGUCGGUGGCCAUAGACAAAUUUAAUUAUAAGUUGCCUUAUCGAACAAUAUUUGGUGGUGUAUCCGCUAUGACCAGGGAACACUUUUUAACUGUUAAUGGAUUUUCAAAUUCAUAUUUCGGUUGGGGUGGUGAAGAUGAUGAUAUGUCGAAUAGAUUACGAAAUGCCAAUUUAUUUAUAGCACGCUAUCCCAUAAAUAUUGCACGUUAUAUGAUGCUCAAACAUCAAAAGGAAAAAGCCAAUCCCAAACGUUAUGAGAAUUUGGUAAAUGGUAUUAAUAAAAUUGGCAAUGAUGGCUUAAAUUCGAUUAAAUAUGAUAUUUAUAGUUACAAAUCAUAUCCAACAUUCAGUUGGUAUUAUGCCGAAUUAAAAGUAUCCGAACAAAAAAGUUAAACUUAACAAAAAAACAACAACAACAACGAUAAGAACAUGCAUACAGGCAUGAUAUAUGAAAUUGAAAAGUUCUUCCCCAAUUACUAAAAACGCAGGCGAAUGUAUUUAGGAAAAAUAUUUGCAAUUAGUACAAAGUUAAAUUAAAAAUGUAUUUAUUUGUAGAAAUGGCAAUUUAUUUUAUUAGUAUUAACUUUCAAUUUCCAUAUCAUGUUGUAUGUAGACUGGCAGAGGAAAAAAAAAACAAACACAAUCUUCUACAAAACAUACAUUAAUACAUAUUGUAUAACGUAACUUAAGAAUCUAUAGUCUUCUCAUUUUGUAUUUUGCUAACUUCCCUCUAAUUGUAUUAGUUUUGUUUCCAUAUAUUUUUUUGUAGAUUUUUUCAUAGACUUUAAAAUAAAUAUAUAGUGAUAUAGUUAUUAGCUUGAGAAUAAUGAGAAAAGUUUAAAGUAGCAGUUAUACUUUUUUUAGAAAUUAAUUAAUUAAUAUGUUAUACAUAUUUAGAGUAUUAAAAGAAAAUUAUUAAAAAUCAUACGUUUAGGCAAACUGUAUUUAUUUGAAAAUUAAAUUGAAUCUUCCAUUUUAACAUUCCAAUGUAGGUUUUUUGUUGUUGUCCUUUUUGUUACAAAAUUAUUAUAUAUUUUUUAUUUAAGGGUUUUGGUUUUAUAUUUUAUGAUUUUUGUUGUUUUCACUAGUAUGAUGUUGACGUAAACAUAUUAAAGAAUCUCAUUUAUGCUCUUUAGAGAAUCUCUUAUUUAGUUUGUUGAUCAAAUAUAUAUUUAAAAUUAAAAAAUAAUAAUAAAAUAAUUUUACAUUUGAAAAUUUUAUUCUUUAUACAUUAAACAACUCUUUCGAACUAUUUAAGAUAACAAUUUUUGUAUUAUAUGUAAGAAGAAAAAUAUUAAUAAAAAUAGUAAACAUUUUAUAUACAAGAAGAAAACAAAUUGCUUUAAUAAAAUUAUAUUAAAAGAAUAAUAAUAAUUGGAAUCUAAUUAAAUUGUUUGUGAUACAAUAUAAUAUUGUUAAAAAAAUAAAACUCUAUAAAAUAA